AUGCUGGCCCCAAUAUGCGCACGCGGCACGUUUGAAACACUCUUGCGGGCAUUGCCUCUCAUAAUGAGCAUUUUUCGGGCUAACACUAUUCCAGGAAAGAUUGUUGCCUACCGUGACAUUGGGAAAGCCGUGGAUGAACCCCGAGCUGAAGGAACCCACGACUCUGGGGCACGGAAAACACUGUCCACAACUCGAAUUCACAAGAAAAAUACCACGACUACUGCCUCCACACCUAAUCGGACUCUUGACGACUUGGAGAAGCCUAUUCUCACCGAAUCUGCAUCUUCAUCUUUUGUCUGGGAUGGCUGGCCUGACGAUGUUCUCAAGAAGGAUUUCUCCUUCGACGAAGUUGAGCGCCUUGAUGACCUUCAAGUGCACUGGGCGACGAAAACCAAUGGAACUCGACUGGGCGAUAUUUUUGCCCUAACUUGGGAGGGUGGUAAAAAGAGCGUGCGCAAGUGCUUGGGCAUUAUUGAGUGUGAUAACCCCGACUGUAGGAUCAUCAUUCGCCCUCGCACCCAUCCUAAACCGCUUCAGGCUCAGCUUCAGCAGUCAUGCAAAUGUGGCGCAGUACUAUACCACGAACGCUGUUCGGUUCACGAGACUCUCUGGAAGUGGGCCGAGGGGAUACACUGGACGAAUAGUGGUGCUCAUAAACACCCGCGUCCGACCCACAUGCUUCAUUUAUCUGGGGAAGAGAAGAAUCGCUUCCAGGACCUUGUUCAGGCCCAUCCAACUGUCGGUCCUCUAGGUCUCAUCGUGGGCGUUCCAGGGAUUAAUGGUCCCGGGAAAUCCGUGACCGAAAUAUCUGACAUAUUCUGGAAUGCAGACCGUGUUAGCAAAGAGCGUUCGAAGAUUAAACAAGGAGCUGAUGUAGGUGGAGAUGGCUUUAUUGCUGCCUUCAAGAAGCUCGAGGAAGACCAUCCCGAGUUCGUUGUCUCUUCAACAUUUGGGAUUGUCACGGUUGUUUCCCUUCAAACACCGUUCAUGCGCUCGCUUCUGGUGAGGGAUACGACUCUGGAGGAGCCAGUUAAUGGGACUGUCAACGAUGCCACUCAUGGGUGGUGGUCAGAGCGCAACGCCCUACUCAUUGUGACGUCUGUCUAUGAUGUCAAAACGCAAUCAUGGUCGCCUUCCCUGUUCUCAUAUUCAAACGGGGCACGAACUCUCCACUUCAAGUAUCAUUUCGUCGCCUUAUUCCAAGGGAUCGCAGAGGAAGCCGAUUCACGUGGAAUUGACAUUGAAGAUCGCUUAUUUGCUGGGGUAUAG
Messenger RNA from Cyclocybe aegerita, 1269 nucleotides. Lineage: Eukaryota; Fungi; Basidiomycota; Agaricomycetes; Agaricales; Hemipholiotaceae. The record is from the annotation of a GenBank genome assembly.